CGCGCCAAGAAAAGGCCGAAAGAAAGGCAAGGAGAAGAUGCAGCUGACGAGGAUGUGCCGCAAUCUUCUCGAUGCCAGCCCAACUCCCGGUGCUGUGAGUGCGCCGAGCAGAUCUGAGCCUGUGAUGCGCAUGAAUCCAUGGACCUUGGCGAGAGCCGUCAGCAAGGCCGCCAAGUAUGCAAGAUGCAACCAUCACGCCAGCGACUCACCGAUGGUAUGCUGUGGUUUGUGUUGGUAUGAAUCAUGUCUGUGUGUGUGCAGGGAGAACAUUCGUGAGGUGUCAUUGUGGAAGGGCUUUGCAGCGCGGGCCAAGGAGGUGUCGGCCAAGCUGCAGCCGACAGACAUGUCCAUGAUCCUAUUCGGAUUCGCCAGGAUGCGAUACAGAGGCGCGUGACUGUUCACCUCACAACCAGACCGACACACACAUAACCGGAGGCAUCCCUUCUCCCAUUCUUUGUCCGUUUGUUCAGAUCGUGAGUUGAUGUCUUUGAUGGCCAAGGAGCUGGUGCCGAUGCUGCCCCUGUUUGCCGCCUCUGACAUCGCCUUCUUCCUCUCGUCCUAUGCGCGGCUGCAGCUGCAGAACGCCUUCCUCUUCAACAUAUUCGCCCGUGAGGUGGCCAGGAAGGUACACGACUUCACGCCAAGAGAACUCAGGUCAGUAACAAACUGACAACGGAGAGAGCGGAGGAACGGGGAAGUGUCUCUGUGUGUGUGUGUGUGUGUGUGUGUGUGUAUGCAGUGAGGUCGUGUAUGCGUACGCUGUAGCCCAGUUCCACCCCCCCCUGAUGUUCGAUGUCAUCCGCAAACGCAUGUUUGAGGUCGCCAGGCACAUGGAGCCAUGGUUAGCAUCAUCAUAUCCCAGACAGACACAUACGUGUGUAUAGGCAUUUAUUCGGCUUCUCCCUGUGUGUGUGUGAAGGCACCUGACGCUUGUGGUCAACGGGUAUGCGCGUCUGGGUUUGCUGGACACGCGGCUGUUCGCCCUGCUGGCUACUGAGAUAUCCCGGCAGAUCGGCGCCUUCCCUGCACGGCCGCUUGCACUCAUCGCCAAUGCAUACGCCAGGCUGCGAAUAGAGUGAGUCAGUGAGGGAACAACGAGAUGCUCCAUCGGUCGGCCGGUGGGUCGCUCGCUUGUGUGCAUAUUUUAUGUGUGUCCAGGAAUCGGUUUCUGUUGGAGGUGUUGGGCGAUGAGAUAUUUCGGAAGAGGGCAGACCUGUCGCCUCAGGUAGGGGGCCGCCUAAGGGAGAGCCAGGGGAGAGCCAGGGGAGAGCGGUCUGCAUAGGAUUGCUGUUUGUUUGUGUGGUUGAUCCGGUCGAUUAGGGUGUUGCGUUGGUGGUGAAUGCCUAUGCACGGCUCAACAUCGUCAACCCUGUCCUAUUCGACUACUUCGCUGACGUGAGGCGACGUCAGCAAAAAGACCGAAAGAUCGACAGACCACCGUCAAGUCUGGCUGUGUGUGUCUGUGUAUCAGGCGGUUCCAGCGAGGAUGUCGGAGUACCAUCUCCACUCUCUGUGUCUGAUCGGUGCGGCCUAUGCUCGGCAGCAGCACACCGCCCCCCGGCUGUUCGAGGCCAUGGGCGAGCGGAUCGGGCAGCUCUCGGCUGAGCUGUACCCGAGAGCCGUCGCAUCGUGUGUCUUCUCCUUCGCACAGGUGGCUGACUGACAUACACUCACAUCACAUACACUUUCGCACUGAGUAUUUGUGUGAAUGAAUGAGUGGACGUAUGUGUGAUGUGAUGUGUGUGUGAUUGUCUGUCUGUCUGUUUCCCACUCAGCUUGGUGUCCGUCACGGCCCCCUCCUCUACCACGCCCCCAUCCAUGCCGAGCGAUUCGCGUCAUCCUACACCUGCGACGAGCUCGCCAUGCUGGCACAGUCCUACGCCCACCUCUCCAUCAACAACACCACCCUCUUCCAGACCAUCCUGGGCCAGAUGCACCGUUUUGCGAUGGUGGCCAUCGAUGUCAGUGGCACAGAAGACAGCUCCGAUUACCAUGGCGAGAAGGCCUUCGCCAGCCAGCCACAGGGGGAGGUUAAAGGCAGCGGGGCCGUGCGAGAUGGGCAGGAGUACGUGGAUGCGAUUGCCCGGUCGGAGGGCACGAGUGAGGGGCGGACUGCCCCGCCGUGUCGGGUGGUGUCCCUCGUGUGGCUGCUGCAGGCCUUCGCGAAGCUCCACAUAUUCGAUGACCAGGUCAGGGGGACUGCUCCCAAGAGACACAGCCGGGCAGUUUCUUGUUGCUUACGUGUGUUGUGUACGUGUGUGUGUUCAGGCAUUUGACAUUCUGGGUGAUCAGUUGGGCCUCCGUGUGGAGGAGCUGACGCCCCCAAUGAUAGCACACGUGCUGUACUCGUUCGCCCAGUGCACCUACUUCCACCCGAGAGCCCUCAGUGCCAUCGUCAACCACCUCCAGGUACUCACAUCACAUCUGCUCUAUUCUACCGCCUGAAUAUCAUCCCAUCUCCAUCCAUCCAUCCAUCCAUCCAUUGGCUGCGCAUCCAUCGUCCAUCUUGGUCCAUUCAGUUGCACCGUGCGUCUCUUCACGAGUUCGGCCAGGAGGAGCUCGAUCUGGUCCGUGUGUCGCUGAUUGCCCUCGGCUGCUCAGUCGACAUGACUCACCAGCACUCGCCCGAGCCCGUCUUCACCUACCGGCCCCCAUCGCACCUGCAGCUGGCGACGACAGACGGGGCGGGGGAAGGGGCGGAGGUGGAUGCGCCCGUGCACAUGAAUUUCAACGUGGUGCUGCCGUCCUCAGUGCCGCACAAGAGGUUCCAGGCACAAACCAUUGAACGGCCCCCCUUCGUGCUGCCUGACGUGGGAGCAGCCCAGGGCACAGGCCAGGGGCAGCAGCAGCACGACGCCAAUAAAUGAACUGUGUGGGUGGCCUGGCAGUGCAUGCCGGGCAUGGACGCAGAUAGAUAGAUGGGUGGAUGGGUGCAGGUGUGGUGGGGUGGGGUGGCUGCGGCCCAUGUCGAUAUGAAUG
Vitrella brassicaformis is the source of this 2979-nucleotide messenger RNA. The record is from the annotation of a GenBank genome assembly. Lineage: Eukaryota; Vitrellaceae.